AUGUUCACAAGCUUCACAGGAAACACUCGACGGCCUCGCCAGGUCAACCUCAGCGGCCGCAAGACGCACGCGUUUGGCAGCACUGGGUCCGGAAGCGGCUCACAGGCAGCCCUCGACCGCGCCCAACAGGAUCGAGCACAACGUCAACGCGAGCGGGAGACACAGCAAGCGGCCAAGACAAUACAGAGAGUAUGGCGCGGUCAUCUCAGUAGAGGGGAGGUCAGUGGUCUGUUGCGGCGGCAGUGGGAUGCUGUGGAGGGGCAAACUACUGCCUCGUCUACACCAACACCUUACAGCUCGGAAGAGGAGGCUUUCUCACAGCUACAGCGACUUCUGCGAUUCGCGAACAUGCGGAAGGAAGAUGACCUCGACCGCAUACGUCAGUUCUACAAGCGGCAGCUGGAGACGGUGCGAGCUCUCAACCUUGAGGCAAGCGGUGCCUGGCCAUCCGCAUACCUCAAGUUACAGCAAAUAGUUUUAAGAAUUUUGGGCCGCCUGACAACCGACUCAAUCUCACAUGACCGACUUCGGGACUUUCUAAGCAUAGCCCGAUUUCUGGCAGAGCAAAUACCCGCCGAGACGGCUAAGAAUAGCCCGCAAUACUUCCACACACUCGCCCGUGUCGUUGCAAUAAUUUUGUCGAGCCCUGAAGCAACGGACGCAGCAAAGGCAGCCGAAACUCUCGAAUUUAUCUUUCCAGCCAUUGUUGCACCGUUGAUGAAGGUGACUGGCUACACCUUGAACGCAUACGAGGCUUUUGGUUUUGAGUUCUUGACACUUACCAAAAUGGGCGCAGAUACGGGUUCACCAUUAGCGACAAAAUUUCGGGAUUCAUUGGCAAAUGCGAUCAAUUAUAAGCUGCUAGCGAGUGCGUUAGCGACAUAUCUGAAGGUGAACGGGUUGCAGUCCCGGCAAGAGCUGGGGAAUGUAGAAGCCCGGAUGUGCUUUCUAGGCAUGUUCAUAUACUUCCAUCGAUACGCACACAACUUCCAGUCAUCGGAGGCUUACGCCGUCCACAAGGAUUUCGUAACCGUGGUUUCACUACUCCUGAAUUCGUUACCUACGAACAUCAUUGAAGGGUCGGGCUCGGAUGGCGACAAGUCAGAGUUGGAGGAGAUUGUCGUAAACGAAUUUUUGAAGGAACAAAUCUUGUCACUCGUGAACCAGGAAGGUAUCGGCAACCUCUUGGCUGGGUCCUCUCAAUCGUCAGAUGCGACAGAGGAUGAGAAAGUAGAAGAGGCGCGCCAGUUGGCCAACUAUGCACUCGCUCUUCUGCGUUUCUUUCCACGAAGGGGUGACGAGAUUCGCAUGUGGUUGUACAUUGGCCCGCCUAACGCGCAAUCCGGCAAGGGCAGGAAACUUCCCGCUAUCAAGUAUUUCUGGCAGGCAUCAAAGCGCUCCUCUGUUUUCAGUACGAUUACGCGUGACUCAAGAGCUGCUGUUGACCUAUUGCGACCGAGAGCGACUCAAUCUAAUGGUGUCGCUCCAUCUGCAAGCUUGUCAACGAACUCCUUCUGGCAAGCGCCCAGACAAGAGGUUGAUCUUGCCGCUGUAAGAGCUGACGAAUGGCGAGUAAUACUCGUCUUUCUUGAGCUUUACACCUUCGUGCUCAAAGUUACCGACGAUGAAGAAUUCUUUUCAGGUGGUUCCUUGCCAUUAGGCGAUGUUAAAGAUUUGACGACUUUCUUGAAGAACCUUGGCUUCACUCUGUAUUUCAAUGCUUCCGAUAUCAACGAAUCUGAUGAACGGGAUUCUACUAGCAGCGGAAUCAGCUUCUUCAACCCGCAAGCUGCCGAAGCUCAGCAACAAAAACAAGCCGCAGAACCUUCUUUGGGAGGUGUUGCAGGCUUGACUCUCGACUACGUGAAAGGCCUUGUCACUGGAUUGGUCCGCAUGGUCUACGAACGCGACUCCCGACGGAAGUUCUUGCCUGACGAUCAUUGGUUAAUGACUUCGAGAUUUGAUAUGACUGGAUUCAUCCCGGCAGUCGUUGAAGAGGAAGAGAGCCGACACAGGAUACAAGAGGAAGAUGCUGAGGACAUGGGGGACGAAGAGGAUGACUUUGACGAUACACCACAGCUCAUCGGUACCGGCAGAACACAACAACAGCGGCGAUUGGAGAGGCUGCAACGCCAGCAGCGGAAAGCGUCGCGCAGAAGGUAUUUGCAGGCCGUUGCGCCACGCUUGGAGAUUCUGCAGAAUAUGCCCUUCUUCAUACCAUUCACCACCCGUGUGCAGAUUUUCCGCGAGUUCGUGACUCUCGACAUGACAAAGCGAAGAGGCAGUUCGGACCCUGAAUCGUGGCGUUUACGCGUCAUGCAGCGACCCGAUGCACCGCACCAAUUCGACAAGCAUGCUGCACGUGUCCGUCGUGGUGCAGAGUUUGACGAUGCUUUCGCACAGUUUUACGAUCUCGGCGAGGGGUUGAAGGAGCCCAUCCAGAUCACUUUUGUGGAUCAAUUCGAUCAGGCAGAAGCUGGUAUUGAUGGCGGAGGUGUCACGAAAGAGUUUCUCACCAGCGUCACGAAUACAGCUUUUACACCUACCGAAAAUGGGAUCGACAUGUUCAUUGAGAACGACCAACAUCUGUUAUACCCAAACCCUUCGGCUGUAGAAGAACUGAAGGAAGUCUUGAGGACCAAGAUAGGUUUACGCGAUGGCUCUGCGGAAUUCCGGCAGCAGGUGUCUGAGUCUCUCCAGCGGUACGAAUUCUUGGGGCGCAUCAUCGGUAAAUGCAUGUACGAAGGUAUCUUAGUCGAUGUCAACUUUGCACCAUUCUUCUUGCGCAAAUGGGCAUUGACAGGCGGCACGGGCUCCGCGCCGAACGAGACAGGUUACCGUCCGACGCUAAAUGAUCUCCGCGAUCUGGACGAGGAGCUCUACCAAGGCCUACACAAGCUCAAAACUUAUGAUGGCGAUGUGGAAGACUUCGGUCUCAACUUCACAAUCACGGACACCGUCGUCGUCGACCAUAACACCAAGAAAACCAAAGCCGUUACGAAAGAGCUCCGUCCUGACGGCGCCAACAUUGCCGUCACUAACCAAAACCGCCUCGUCUAUAUCAGCUACGUCGCCCGACACCGCUUGCAAAACCAACCUUACCUUCAAACCUCUGCCUUCCUCCGCGGCCUUUCCGCCAUGAUCCAGCCCUCGUGGCUCUCCAUGUUCAACGCGCCUGAACUUCAGACCCUAAUCGGCGGGACAUCAUCCUCCAUCGACGUCGACGACCUGCGCCGCAACACCAUGUACGGCGGCACCUACGUGAUAGGGGACGACGGGCUGGAGCAUCCGACGGUCCAGCUCUUCUGGAAGAUUAUGAAGGAACUGAGUGAUGGGGAGCGCCGCGCGGUGCUGAAGUUCGUGACGAGUACGCCGAGGGCACCGCUAUUGGGGUUCCGGACGCUGAAUCCGAGAUUUAGCAUAAGGGAUGCCGGGAGCGAUCAGGAGAGGUUGCCUAGCACGAGUACGUGUGUCAAUCUGCUGAAGCUGCCUAUGUACAAGGAUGAAGCGUUGCUAAAGGAGAAGUUACUGUAUAGCGUUUUCUCGGGGGCUGGGUUCGAUUUGAGCUAG
Messenger RNA from Didymosphaeria variabile, 3570 nucleotides. It is a transcript of the gene HUL5, whose product is annotated as ubiquitin-protein ligase (E3). Lineage: Eukaryota; Fungi; Ascomycota; Dothideomycetes; Pleosporales; Didymosphaeriaceae. The coding region runs from base 1 to 3570 and encodes 1189 amino acids. The record is from RefSeq and is a predicted model, not a curated record. The transcript is spliced from 4 exons. Gene Ontology annotation, molecular function: protein binding; ubiquitin protein ligase activity. Gene Ontology annotation, biological process: protein polyubiquitination; ubiquitin-dependent protein catabolic process.